AUGUCUCGGAGCCCCUCCGGCAGCUCUGUGGAUGACAAGACGUUUUUCCUGGAGUACCGAUGCCACCCAGUACGGCCGGAGCCCCCCAGCCCGACCUCCCCCCCCGGGAAGUGCAGUUUCGCCACGGCACCCGCCGCCGCCUCGCUCCCACCAGUGGGUUCUCCCACCUCGGCCGAGCCCCGCCGCAUCGUCCUCAGCACAGACAGCCCGGCCGCGCUGAAGGUGGGAACCCAGCAGCUGAUCCCCAAAAGCUUGGCUGUCUCCACCAAGACCAGGAACAACCCCUCCCGGCAGCAGAGCGUCGGGGUGAGCCGAGAGCCCCUGAGCCCUAACCCGAAACAGGCGGCUGUCCCCGGCCUUCCCCUGGAGGUGGAGGAUGACGGCGGGGGGGCCCUCAAGCGCAACCUGAGGAACAUGUCCUACCGCGCGGCCAUGAAGGGCCCGGGCGCGGAGCCGGAGCCGGCGAACGCCGUCCCCUCGCUGAAACCCGUGUCGGAGGAGGGCAGCGCCCUGCCUGCCCGCAGCCCCGGCAGGAACAAGAGAACCUUUGGGCGGAGGAGGGUGCAGAAGCGUGGCGGCUCGUUCAAGGACCAGCCCCAGCUGUAUCAGGAAAUCCGUGAGAGAGGUCUGAACUCUGUCAGCCAUGAGUCAGAUGAGGAUUUGCUGGAGGAAUCCAUCCCCGGAGAGCCGUCCCCUCCGGGUGCAGCUAUCGUGGUGCAGAGCUAUCGCCCGGCGCAGGUGACCUGGAGCCAGCUCCCGGAGGUGCUGGAAGCGGGCAUCCUCCAAAGGAUAUCCCCCGAAGAGCGCAAGCGGCAGGAGGCGAUGUUUGAGAUCAUCACUUCUGAGUACUCCUACAUGCACAGCCUGAGCAUCCUGGUGUGCCACUUCAUGAGGUCGGAGGAGCUGAAGGAGACCAUGACUCAGACGGAGCACCACCACCUCUUCUCCAACAUCAGCGACAUCCUGGCGGUCAGCACCAGAUUCUUUGAAGACUUAGAGAAGCGACACCAGGAAAACCUCCUAAUUCCCGACAUAAGCGACAUAGUGGAAGAACACGCCUCGAACCACUUCAAUCCUUACAUCAGCUACUGCUCCAAUGAAGUCUACCAGCAGAGGACACUUCAGAAGCUGCUAACCACAAACCCCUUAUUUAAAGAGACCUUGAAACAAAUUGAAAGGAAACCAGAAUGUGGAGGCCUGCCAAUGAUAUCAUUUCUCAUUCUCCCUAUGCAGAGGGUAACACGGCUUCCUCUGCUGUUAGAUACGGUCUGUCAAAAAACAAAAGCAUGCACUGCAGCGUACGGAGCUGCCACCAGAGCUCUGAAAGCCAUCAGCAAGCUGGUUAAGAACUGCAACGAGGGAGCUCGUGCUAUGGAGAGGACAGAGCAGAUGUACACCCUGCAGAAACAGCUGGAAUUUGGAAAGAAGAAGCCUUUCCCGCUGAUUUCUGCUUCCCGCUGGCUGCUGAAGCGGGGGGAGCUCUACCUGCUGCUGUCGGAAGAAGCGGGCAUCUUCCGCCGAGGGGCCGGCAGGCUCUGCUACCUCUUCUUGUUCAACGACGUCCUGAUCAUAACCAAGAAGAAGAGCGAGGAGAGCUACACCGUCGUGAACUAUGCCACGCUGGACCAGAUCACGGUGGAGAAGAUCGAGAACGCGGACCCGCCUUCCCCUCCUCCCGGCAAGACCGGGAGCGGCAGCACGGCCCGCGGCACGGCCGGCGGGCAUCUGCUCCGGGUGGUGAUGGAGAAAGACAGCGAGGGCAGGCGGGAGGAGAUCGUGCUGUCGGCAGAGACGCUGAGUGACCGGGCCCGGUGGAUGGCUGCGCUGAUGCACAGAGAAAAGGAAAAGCCUGACACCACUCCUAAAGGAGAUCUGAGCCAAGUGGAGAUAACCCGCGCCUGCCUGGCUAAAGAGGCGGACGAGAUUUCCCUGCAGCAGGCUGACGUCGUCCUGGUGUUGGGCGGAGAGGACGGCUGGUGCUGGGGGGAGAGGCUGAGGGACGGUGAACGGGGCUGGUUUCCCCAGUCCUGCGCCCGGCAGAUCACCAGCCGCGCGGCGGUGGAAUGCAACGUCCGCCGGAUGGAGCGGCUGCGGAUAGAGACCGACGUGUAG
Messenger RNA from Haliaeetus leucocephalus (bald eagle), 2112 nucleotides. RefSeq names its product Rho guanine nucleotide exchange factor (GEF) 16 (gene ARHGEF16). Lineage: Eukaryota; Metazoa; Chordata; Aves; Accipitriformes; Accipitridae. The transcript is spliced from 14 exons. Gene Ontology annotation, biological process: activation of GTPase activity. Gene Ontology annotation, molecular function: protein binding; guanyl-nucleotide exchange factor activity. The record is from RefSeq and is a predicted model, not a curated record. Bases 1 to 2112 code for a protein of 703 amino acids.